Molecule: messenger RNA, 2544 nt
Organism: Schistosoma spindalis
Lineage: Eukaryota; Metazoa; Platyhelminthes; Trematoda; Strigeidida; Schistosomatidae
Source: the annotation of a GenBank genome assembly
ACAUAUACAGUUAAUGAACAAAACAAAUUCUAUGGUCAUUCAUUGUGAUUUGUUAUUAUUAUCGUCAUGCUAGUAUCUGAUGUUGACCAAAGUGCCGUCAGCUUGAUAACCUUACAAACCAAAGAUAUCACGAGUUUACAGUUAAGUACGCCACAAACUGUCACUACAUUUACCACAUCAACAAGAGAAUCUGCUAUGUCUACUUCGAAUGAUAUCCUAGGAAAGCAAGAGAAUCAAAAUGUUACUACACUUUCUACUGAAGAAGCAAUAGUUAGUUUACUUGAACGUACAAAAUAUACUUACGUACAAGAGAAUGGGCAGAGACGUUAUGGACCACCACCAAAUUGGCAAUGUGAGGCACCUCCAAGAGGUUGUGAGGUAUUUAUUGGAAAAAUUCCUAGGGACUGUUUUGAAGAUGAACUUAUUCCUGUCUUUGAACAAAUUGGACCAAUUUAUAUGUUUCGAUUAAUGAUGGAACUUAAUGGUAUAAAUCGAGGUUUCGGUUUUUGUGUAUACACUAACAGAGAAGAUACUAAACGAGCAGUUCAAGAACUUAACAAUUAUGAAAUUCGAAAAGGAAAGACAAUCGGAGUAUGCUUAAGUGUAGAUAAUUGUCGUUUAUUUGUUGGAGGAAUACCUAAGAAUAAAACAAGAGAAGAAAUAUUAUCUGAAAUGAAACGAGUAACAGAUGGAGUCAAAGAUGUAAUAUCGUAUCCAAGCGUAACUGAUAAAACAAAAAAUCGUGGAUUCGCAUUCAUCGAGUACGGUAGUCAUAAAGCAGCUGCAAUGGCUAGACGUAAACUACUUCCUGGACACAUUCAUUUAUGGGGUCACCAAAUAGCUGUUGACUGGGCCGAACCAGAAAGAGAGGUUAAUGAGGAUAUUAUGUCAAAAGUAAAAAUUUUAUACGUUCGCAAUCUAAUGCUGUCAACUACAGAAGAGAGUUUGCGUGAUUCGUUUAUAAAAGCUGCCGGUGGUGAUCCUAACAGUGUUGAAAGAGUAAAGAAAAUAAGUGAUUAUGCGUUUAUUCACUUCAGAGAGCGUGAACAAGCUUUACAAUGUCUGCAUACUUUAAACGAUACCUAUAUCGAUGGUUCAAAAAUAGAAGUUACAUGGGCAAAACCAGUUGACAAAAAUGAGUUAAACACUCGACAACAACCCUCUCGUACACCUGGAAGAUUAAUAAAUGAAUUAGUUUUAUCAAAUGAUCAAAACAUGAUUGCCGCAGCUACAGCUGUUGUAGCAGCUGGAGGGAUGUUGCCUCAAUUGGAAUCAACAUCACCAUUUUUUUUACCAUCUCAAGGCACGCCUAUGGGAACUGAUCUUUUACCAACUAAUUCAAAUGUUUUAAACUCCGGGCGAACAGAUAAUAAUCUUGGAAGUCCUAGUGGUAUGAAGCUGAACUCCUCAAGAACGGGCCGAAGGAACGCGGCUGGUAGUCGAAGUGCUGGAGCCCAAAAGGAUCGUAAACAUCCUGUAGAAAAAUUACAACAACGUCAGUUGAAUCCAUUGGCUCUUUUAGAGAAUUUAAAUGAUCUAUGUUUACGUGAUGGUCUUGGUUCUCCUAUAUGUAGUGCAAUACCAGUUGAUUUUAUUGAUUCAACUACAGGAAAUAAGGUUCAAUUGUAUGUUGGACAGGUUUAUAUCCCAAAAUUGCAAUUUCGAUGCAACACAAGUCGGUAUUAUUUAACAUCUACUGAAGCUAAACUGGGUGCUUCUGAAAUAGCUAUUCAAAGUCUUCCAUUUCAUCCUUUUAGCUUGAAUGAAGCAUUUGCAGCUAGUUAUGCUCUGCCAAUUAAUCCAAGUGUAAUGCAUACAAAUGCAGCAUUUAUGCCAUUACCAUUAUCAAAUAAUUUACCAAAUACAUCAACUCCACUGAAUUUAUUACAAUCUCAAACAAAUGUUCUACAAUUAUCUGGUACAACAAAUUUUCCUAUAAAUACUACUGGUUUAGCAAAUGUAACUGGUAAUUUAACCAAUAAUAAUAAUGUUAAUCUACAAAAUGAAUGUACUGCUGGAACCAUAAUCAAUAAUGCGUUUGAUUAUUCAACACAGUUAUUUUCAAAUGGAACAUUAGGAAAUGGUGGACUUAUUAAUGCAACAUUUAAUAAUCAACCUACUUAUUAUUUUGAUCCAAAUUCUAUUUCAGCCGCUGCUGCAACAGCUAUGUUAGUUGGACCAAAUGGAUUAGGUACCGUCAAUAACAAUGCUAUACCACAAAUUAUUGGAUUGCAACAAUCAUUAACUAAUUGCAGUAAUGAGUUAGGACAAAACUGUUCAUCUUCUUCUACUAUUGGACAAUCGUUAAACUCUUUGUCACCAUUAGCAGGUUUAUAUAAUUUUGGUUUACAAAUACCAUUAAUUUCAACAUCAGCUUUAUCACAAUCACAACCGACAACGAAUUCAACUUCACAAUCGGCAACAGUAAUGAACUUAUUGAAUCAAUCAUAUACAAAUCCUGUUUCUGUACUUAAUAGUACUCUAUCAGUUACACAAUCGAUGAAUGAACAAAAUUCACAAAUAACUCUUUCUGGUACAAGUUGA